AUGACUUGGACUACGCAAUGGGUCCUCAUCAGUCUCUACGUGAUGCGCAUUGCACCCAAGCUCGGCAUGACGCGGCGCGAUGUCUUUCUGCCUGGCAAGGGCACCUUCCAGGAGUGGGGGAAGUAUCUCAAAGUUGCGCUGCCCUGCGUGUUGCAGAUGAGCAGCGAGUGGUGGUUCUGGGAAAUCAAUGCCCUGUUGGUCGGUUUCCUGGGCACGGUACCCUUGGCGGCGCACGUCGCGGCGAAUCAGUUUAUCGGCCUCAGCUUCAUGCCAGCGAUGGGCAUUUCUUCGGCUGCAGCAGCUCUGAUUGGAAAGAUGCUUGGGGCCAACAGGCCCACGGAUGCUCGCCGCUACGUCAAAGUCUGCAUCUUCUGCAACCUUUUCGUCUGGCUUACGAUCGGUCUUGGAGUGUGGUUCGGUCGCCAUGCAGUGGCAUCUAUGUACGUCAGACCGGGAGAGGUGUCUGUGCUGAUGCAGAGCCUGCUGGUGAUCUUCGCCUUCGCAGGACUCCCCGACACUACGCAACAUAUCAUGUCGGGGGCCCUGCGCGGCAUGGGAAAGAUGGCGGCCGGCAGCGUGGUCUACCUUCUGAGCUACUAUGCCCUCAUGCUUCCGACGGGCUAUGCCCUUGCCUUUACCUUUGGGUAUGGCGUCCGGGGUGUGUG
Symbiodinium pilosum is the source of this 665-nucleotide messenger RNA. NCBI's taxonomy places the organism in Eukaryota, Dinophyceae, Suessiales, Symbiodiniaceae. The record is from the annotation of a GenBank genome assembly.